This is a messenger RNA of Adineta steineri, 2574 nucleotides long. The record is from the annotation of a GenBank genome assembly. NCBI's taxonomy places the organism in Eukaryota, Metazoa, Rotifera, Eurotatoria, Adinetida, Adinetidae.
AUGAGUAGGAAUUUUUUGGAGAAAUCAAAAAUAUAUUUGUGUCCUGGCAAAUAUUGUGGUUAUCAAAAUAAUAGUACAAAUUGUGGGGCUUGUCAACGUGGAUAUCGUGUAAAUACUGAAAGUAUAUGUCAAUUAUGUCAUGAAACAUUAUCAUUAUACAAUUUUAUGUAUAUUGUUUUUAUGGCAUUAUUGGCAUUGAGUUUUCAUUGGUAUUUUAUUAAUCGUUUACAAAAGAAGAAACAACGAGAAUUUACUUUAGUCAAACAAACAAUUCUUUAUUUUUUGUCGAUAUUGGAAAUUCUUCUUGCAUUUAUUUUUACAUUAUUAACAUUUCCACCAAUUGGUAAAUUAACAAUGAAUGUAUGUCAAGUGAAAUUACUCAGUGAUUUUUAUCCUAUGUUUCAUAAUCCAAUUGUAAAUUAUCGAAAAAAACUACGAUGUUCAUAUGAAGUUGUUUAUCCAUUACAAAGUGCAAUCUUUGUCUUAUAUACAUAUGCAAGUUUAAUUAUGUUAUUACUAAGACCAUUAUUUGUAUCAAUAAUUCAUCAAAAAUUUAUAUCAGCUUCAAUUUAUAGUGCCCUUCAUUUUUAUCCAUGUUUAUUAAUCUUACAUGCUCUAUGUGGUGGAUUUAUUUAUUUUUCAUUUCCAAUUUUGACUAUUACCAGUGCUAUAUUCCUAAAUGCUAUUCAUUUUACAUUAAUUGCUAAUGGAGAAAAUAACUGGAUAUCAUUUAUUCGAAAGCUUUGUGGAAAUAUUCAAAAUUGGAUUAUUUAUCUCGUACAUGUGAUUCUUCUUUUGUGUGGUCUGAUUAGUUUAACACAAUUUGAAGAUGAAUAUCAUUUGAUAUUAUUACCUACUGUUUUUUUACCAGUUUUUCGUGAUCAUUUACAAUCGUAUCCGGAAUCUAUAGUUAAUGUAACUUUACAUAAUGUUAUCAUUACACAUAAACAAUCAGAUGGAAAUUAUAAAGAACUUUGGAUAUUUUAUACUAAUAUGGAUGCUAUUCAACCAAAAUUUCCAAUGAAAACUGAAUUUCGUUCGCAAUUACCAUUAUCACCAUCAAUGUCUUCAACUUAUACAAUAAUUGUUCGUCUUAAAACUUUAGAAACAUGCUACUUUGAUGUUUCAGUUUUGGAUGAUGCAAUAAAGUUAGCUGAAUCAUUAGAUGCACUUAUAACAUAUACAGAUGGGUUAAAUUGUGAUGUAACAUUUUUAUUUCCAUUUUGUUUUCCACGUGAUUUUGAAGUUAUUCAAGAUGGUUGGACAGCAUUUUCUGUUGAAUCAGAAUUUAGUCGAUUACAAGCAAUAAGUGAUGAAUGGCGUAUUAGUGAUGUUAAUAAAAAUUUUGCUAUCUGUGAAACAUAUCCAGAACGAUUAGUUGUUCCAAAAUCAAUCACCGAUGAAUAUCUUAAACGUUCAGCACAAUUCCGUAGUCAUGGCCGUUUUCCACUUUUAUGUUAUUUACAUAAAUCAUCAAAGUCAUGUAUUAUUCGAUGUGCACAACCACUUAUUGGUUCCAGUGUACGUCGUUGUAAAGAAGAUGAAGGACUUGUUAAUGCCAUGCUUACACAACGACAUAAAAAAGGAUGGAUACUUGAUACACGACAUGCGAAUGUAGUAAAAAGUGCACAAAAUAAAGGUGGUGGUUGUGAACCUGACCAACAUUAUGCACUCUGGAAACGUCUCCAUCGACAUUUAGAUAAACAUAAUGUUUUACAAGAAUCAUUUACGAAAUUAAUGGAUGCAUGUAUUGAUCAAUCGGAAAAAGAUCGAUGGUUAUCCAAAUUAGAUAAUAGUAAUUGGUUACUUCAUGUUAAAGAAGCCUUAACAACAGCAUGUAUUGUUGCUCAAACAAUUGAUUGUGAAGAAACAUCAGUUCUUAUUCAUGGUAGUGAUGGAUGGGAUACAACAUUAUUAGUAACAAGUCUAGCACAAAUCCUACUUGAUCCUGAUUGUCGUACAAUAACCGGUUUUGAAGCAUUAAUUGAACGUGAAUGGAUACAAGCCGGACAUCCAUUUCGUUUACGUUGUUCACGAUCAGGAUUUGGUCGAAGUACACAUGGACAAGAAUCACCUUUAUUUACACUUUUCCUUGAUUGUACUUGGCAACUUUUACAACAAUUUGCUUGUUCAUUUGAAUUUAAUGAUACAUUAUUAAUCGAAUUAUUUCAACAUGCUUAUUCAUCGAAAUUCGGAACAUUUAUAUUUAAUAAUGAGAAAGAAAAAUUAAAAUAUAAUGGUAUUAAACAUACAGUUUCAUUAUGGUCGUAUUUCAAUCGACCAGAAAUUCUUCAUGCGUUUUUAAAUCCAUUCUAUGAACCGAAUUUAAGUGUCUUAUGGCCGAGUGUAGCUGCACAAAGUAUUAUUCUUUGGCGAAGUUUAUAUCUUCGAUUUUAUGAAAAUCAAAUACCACAACGUGAAGUUUGGGAUGAAUAUUUAUUAAUUAAAGGAAAAGAAAUACAACUUCGUUCAUAUGUUAAUAAAUUAAGACAAGAAUUACUUGAACUUGAACGAAAAUGUACAGAAAAAACAAAUAUGAUUAAAACGGAAAAAGAUUCCGUAGUAACAAUAUAG